AUGAUGUCAUUCUUGGGAAAAACGAUUCUACCCAGAUACAUCUGGCUUGACGGAAAAGUCGAAGAAAACGUUCCGAUAACGAUUGAUAACGAUGGUGUAAUUGUUGAAAUUGGCGGCAUCAUACCGUAUGACGUCAUUCGACUUGAAAAUGAGAUCGUACUACCCGGUUUCGUGAACGCACACUCGCACGCUUUCCAUCGUCAUCUACGCGGACGAAGCGAAAUUGGCGGUAAAGCCGCGGAUACGUUCUGGAAGUGGAGAGACAACAUGUACGCGCUAGUGGACGGGAUUACCGAGGACAAGCUCUACGAGUACUGUCUGUCGACAUUUCGAGAGAUGCUCGCCGCUGGAAUCACCAGCGUUGGCGAAUUCCACUACGUACAUCAUGGAACCAGAAGAUUUGACCUGGAUAAGGCAGUACUGCGGGCAGCACAGGACGCCGGCAUUAGGAUCACUCUUAUACAGACUUUCUAUGAAAAUGCCGGUUUCGAUAAGCCACCACUACAUCCGGUACAGGAGCGAUUUGUGUCCACUUAUCAGGAGUUUGUGGAAAAUUUCAACGACCUGUUGAAACGAAACGAUAAAACAGUAACUAUAGCAGUGGCCGCCCACUCGGCAAGAGCUGUCAGCUUUGACAACAUAAAAAAACUCUACGAAAUGGCGCUAGAGAGAGGCAUAGCAUUUCAUAUCCAUGUAGAGGAGCAGCCGAAAGAAAUCGAAGACUGCAUACGAUUUCUUGGAGAGAAAAAGAGUCCUUCCGAUUUUUUGCUCGAAAAUCUUAACAUAACAAAACUGUUCUCCGCCGUCCAUGCUACCUACACGCAAGUGGAAAAUAUUAAAAAAUUUACUCAAAAUGGUGCAAAUAUCGUUGUUUGUCCUUGUACAGAAGGUUACCUUGGUGACGGAAUUCCGCAUGUGAUUGAAGGUGAACACAUCAGCUAUGGAACCGAUUGUAAUAAUCGGAUCGGUUUUCUGGAAGAGAUGCGGUGGGCGUGUUAUUCCCAACAGAUGCUACACAAUUCACGUAGUGUGGCAGGUUUCUCUGCUGCUCGACUUCUUCACAAUGCUACCCUGGGUGGAGCAAGAGCAUUAGCCCUCGAUGGUGUCAUCGGCAGCUUUGAGAUUGACAAACAACUGGAUUUCGUCUCGUUUGAUUUGCAAUCAGCACUUCUGAAUGGACUUACGCCGGAUACCAUCAUCGACGGCAUUGUCUUUAGUUGCGAUAACCGAGAGAUCAAAAGAACAGUGGUGGCCGGAAUUACUCGCUAUUCUCAAUGA
Necator americanus (New World hookworm) is the source of this 1278-nucleotide messenger RNA. RefSeq lists its product as uncharacterized. The transcript has 9 exons. Bases 1 to 1278 code for a protein of 425 amino acids. The record is from RefSeq and is a predicted model, not a curated record. Lineage: Eukaryota; Metazoa; Nematoda; Chromadorea; Rhabditida; Ancylostomatidae. Gene Ontology annotation, molecular function: deaminase activity. Gene Ontology annotation, cellular component: cytosol.